AUGGAAGUUCAACGGAGCAUUAUCGAUUUGCCUUUGAAUGUGCUCGAGAUGGUGUUCCAGUUGCUUAAUCACAGCAACAAAUUGCAUUUGGCUCAAUCUGAUCGUGUGCUUGCCGAGGCAUAUGCCUCUCACACUCGAAGUAUAUACAAACGAAUGCAUUUAUCGUACGCAUUGGAGCGUCGUAUCCCAUGGGCAGACGUUUUGGCCAUAUGUGGUGCCAAUGUGGUCGAAAUAGUCAAUCGGCAUGCUCUGGCCGAUUAUCAACUGAAAAUCAUAGAGCUGCAUUGCCCCAAUCUUCAAGUCGUGAGCUUUGAGAUAAAGGAUGAAAAUUGCGCUGGCCUCAAGUCGCUGCUUGAAAGCCUCAAAGAGCAGGCAACAGUUAGGCUGCGGAUUGGCGAAAGCGCCACACCAAAAAUCUACAACAUGAUGCAGCAACUGCCGCGGCUCGACAGACUGAGCUUAGAUCGCAUUUCAUUUCGCGAUGAUGUGACUAUCCGGGGCAGUGAUAUCCGCUACUUCAAACCAUGCAAGUGGUUCUCGAAGUAUUCUCCUGCCUUGGAGACCCUGAAGCUUUUUCAAGCCCAUCCGGAACGAAAUGAUUUCCUCGCUAUGCUCAGGGGCUGCAAGAAGCUCCGUUUCCUUGUCAUAGAUCUGAAAAAUUUGCAGAUCACCAAGGAACUUCUAGCCACCAUCACGGGCAUUUUGAAGGAAAAUGGUGUGACACCGGACAAGCCUUUGCAGCUCAAAGUGAACGUGCAUAAGAAAGUAAAGAAUGUCAAGCUCAAAGAUCUGUUGGCUGAGACCCCAAAUGCAGACUUAUUGCACCUUUGUUAAUCAAAUUAACAAUUAAAAAUUAAUUGUAAUCCACUUUUAUGUCAUUUAUUUAACCAUAAUCAUUUGAGCUGCAAUAAAUACAUUAUUCA
Molecule: messenger RNA, 923 nt
Organism: Drosophila subobscura
Lineage: Eukaryota; Metazoa; Arthropoda; Insecta; Diptera; Drosophilidae
Exons: 3
Coding region: 1-834 (277 amino acids)
Molecular function (GO): protein binding
Source: RefSeq, a predicted model, not a curated record